This is a messenger RNA of Orbicella faveolata, 1423 nucleotides long. RefSeq names its product potassium channel subfamily K member 9-like. Gene Ontology annotation, biological process: stabilization of membrane potential; potassium ion transmembrane transport. The record is from RefSeq and is a predicted model, not a curated record. Gene Ontology annotation, molecular function: potassium ion leak channel activity; outward rectifier potassium channel activity. NCBI's taxonomy places the organism in Eukaryota, Metazoa, Cnidaria, Anthozoa, Scleractinia, Merulinidae. Gene Ontology annotation, cellular component: plasma membrane.
AAUAAGAAUUAUUGUGUUUACGCUUGUGCUUAUGUUUGUGCUUGUGCUGUCGUCGCUGGUAAAAACCAGGCUUUAAUGAGAUUUUGCUUUAAGUUUCAAGUCUUUCAAAAGCUCAUCAAAAUAUCCAAAGAACAGCUUUGUUCAACAUAGUCGCUAUUUUCCCGGUUCUUUUUUCAAAGCAGCACUGUUUGUGAAAGCAAUACACGACUGACUCAGUUGUGAUUUGUUGCCGUUGAUGUUACUUACUUCUUUUGCCCGCAGCUGUUUUGUGUUUUAGCAAUGCUAAUUUUUGUAUCAUCAAAUCAACACACAUGACGCCAGCGGAUGUUUCUCACUUACGAUUAUCAUUAUCAUUUCACAGCACGAAAGCUCUCAGAACAGGAAAAUGGCGUCGAUUGGAAAGGGAGUAAUUUUUCUUAUUCUGUUCCUUCUGUGGUGGGCUUAUGUUAUCAUAGGGAUGCUCGUGUUUAAGGCUGUAGAAAAUCAUGCGGAGAGAGAAGAUUACUAUUAUCGCCAUGAAUGGAAUUACGGAGAUUCCUUUUGGUUUGUCGUGGUUUUGCUCACGACUAUAGGUUACGGAGAUUUCACCCCGGUCACUUCCCUUGGCAAGAGUCUGUGCGUGGUGUAUGCUUUCUUCGGUAUCCCGAUAACGAUCUUGUUGUUUAAAGUCAUUGGCCAGCAGAUGCUGCAAGGCGAGAGGUCGCUUAUCAAAACCAUCGAGAAGCGCUUUCUGGGAAGAAACGGAGCUCCAAGCUGCUUGAACGAGAAAUGCCUUUUGCUUGCGAUUGUGUACUUUCUGUUCCUGCUCCUGAUUGGCGCCGCUGCUCAUAUGAAAGCUGAGGGCUGGAGUUAUAGAGAUGGUCUGUAUUUCUACGCGAUUACGUUCACGACUGUCGGCUUCGGGGAUCUAAUUCCUCACAAAGAGAGAUAUAUCACCGUACCGUUCAUACUUUUGGGGCUGAACGCCAUCUCCAACGUUAUGCACGCGGCCGCUGCACUGACGCUGAUCAAGCGUGUUACCUCGGGCUCAAAAGAACGAGAAAACGGAGAAGCUGAAGUUUGAAGAACGAACGAAACCUUCGACAAGACCGUUGCUGUACAGAGAUUCUAAAACUGAACGUAGAAACCUACAAUAGAUACAUUUCAACUAUCUACAGAAAAAAGAAGGUUCAAAGCUUGGGGAAUAGAUAAAAAGUAUUUGCUUUGAUUUAAUUCGUUUACAACACCGAUUUUCAAACUUCAGGUUUUUUUCUUAGCUGCUCUUGGUUAGUAUUAUUACACACUGUACAGAUCCUUAAUAUUCUGUAGCGUCAGCAGUAACUGACCGUAUCAUUAUUUGGGUUGAUAUUUACAACUGCCCCUAUUUAACCAACGUACCCAAAGAAAUUCUCUAUGUCCGAAUUAAUAGGCCCGUGGGGGGGGG